Ceratina calcarata is the source of this 2865-nucleotide messenger RNA. RefSeq names its product Dolichol kinase (gene Dolk). Gene Ontology annotation, biological process: dolichyl monophosphate biosynthetic process. The record is from RefSeq and is a predicted model, not a curated record. The transcript has 7 exons. Lineage: Eukaryota; Metazoa; Arthropoda; Insecta; Hymenoptera; Apidae. Bases 349 to 1767 code for a protein of 472 amino acids. Gene Ontology annotation, molecular function: dolichol kinase activity. Gene Ontology annotation, cellular component: endoplasmic reticulum membrane.
UGAUUAUUCCUCCAGCGGUUUACCUUACUUAUUUUAUUAGCGAAUUACGGCAGGAGGAAAAAUGUACUUUGAAACAUCUGUUUCGUCAUUCGUAUGCACAUUACUCAUAUCGCUGUGUGCGCAAGAACGAAAACCGAAGAUACGACGGAAAAAGAGUUUGACCUUUCCUCAUCGGAGGUAGCGAGAGGCAUCCGCGCAAUCAGCACACGGCACAAAUCGCACAUUUUACUUUCCCGCUCAGUAGUUACAGUUGUUACAUAGAUAGAACUGAAACGCGUAAACUGCUUGGAGGUGUGGUUAAUUGACUGAUGGUGUAGGAACGUGCGUGCAGAAUAUCUGACAUCCGCAAUGGAAUUUUGUAUAAAAAAUUAUGUGCAUUUCGAGGGAGAAAUAUUGCAGAGUCUGAAAGACAACGGUGUAGAGCAUCGGAUAAAAGCUAGCAGUGGACUAUGGCUAGGGCCGUUAGUCGGUUUAAGUGCAAUUUUAACUCUGCUGCAAGAGGAUGCUAGUUAUUCUGAAAUAUGCCUUAUCGUAGGUUUAACUGGGAUUGGUCUUGUCGUUAGUUCUAUAUGCUUAUAUCUGAGAUUAGCAAUAGAGAAGAUCACAGUCAGGGACUUCCAAGUUGCAUAUUUUCUACCAGCUAUAAUCACAUCCUUGUCGUACCUCCUGGUUGCAAAUAAAGGAUUGCUGGUGAGCACCACAUGGGGCUUAGGUGUCGCGACUUUAGGAACAUGGGGCGUUCCCCAAUUGAUGUCCACAUUUCCUCGUUGCUUCACGAUCGGAGAAGCAACGGCAGUCAUGCAUGCAUGUGUUUUAUUUCUGAUAUCCGUGGCGACCAACUUGCCACUGAGAUACCACCUGCCGCCGAUUCACGACGAGGAUAUCGCUACGGUUCUGAUACAGAUUGCCAUGCUGUACGCGAUAUCCGUCUGUUUAAUAUCUGGUUAUUUUCCAAUAUUCCAUAUGACUAAAAAUUUUUAUGCGAUAACCGUUAGCCUUUUGCUUAUCGUCGUCUUACCAUUAAUGUACGUCCUGUUGGACCAAAAUCCAGUAACUUGGAUGUUUUACUUUAUCUUAGGUGAAACAAACAAGAUUAUCUUGAUUCUAUAUUGGACUAUAUGUUUAUCAUUAAGCGUAGCUGUUCUUAUGUACCAGGUAUUAUUAAAGCUGCAGGCGACGACCGCAACGAGAAAAGUGUUUCACGUAUUAGCUGUACUUGUGUACAUACCUGGUUUGCUGUACGAUCGCGUAUUGUUAUAUUUAGCCAGCGGAGUAAUAAUUGUAUUAUUUAUACUUCUUGAAUUAUUAAGAUAUCUACGAAUACCACCGAUGGGAGGAAUGUUGCAACAAGGAUUCUCCGCGUUCGUCGAUGAGAAGGAUAGUUCGAUUUCCUUGACACCUCUUUAUUUAUUUUGCGGCUUGUCGUUUCCGCUUUGGAUGCCAACGAACAAUCUGUCGUUAUUAGUUAUGCUCAGUGGCGUAUUAAUUAUCGGAGUAGGCGAUACUGCCGCCAGUUGCGUCGGUAGCAGAUGGGGCUCUCGCAAAUGGGCCGCCGAUUUGGAUAAAUCCGUCGAGGGGACGAUCGCUUGCAUUCUUAGUCAAGUUGGAUUAAUAUGUCUUUUAGCAUUUAUGGGCCACGUGGGCACCGGUCCAUUAUUCGUCCGAAGUUUGGUAGCGAGCGUCGCGCUAUCGUUCGUCGAAGCACGAACGAAUCAGGUUGACAAUUUGGCAUUGCCUCUGCUGAUGUACGUAUGCCUGAUGGUUUAGGCUUUAAAGACAGCCUUUUUAGACAGUUGUUGGGUCAGUUCUCCUUUAUAAUAAUUGAGAAAUUGAAAAUUCCUUAAUCCCCUCCUAUCACGUUACAUAGGCGAAGUAACAAGUUAAUAAGGUGACAAGGAUUUUGUAUAAUAUUUCGACUUGUUGAUAUUAGAAAUAAGUCGAUGUUACAGUUUUAAUGUGACCAUGACCGAAAGUAUGACCAUGUACACGUCAUAAAAUUUAAUAACUGCUCGGAGAAAGAGGAGAGUCGCCUGUUAAAUUUUUACAAACGGACAAUAAGUAACAACAAUUGAUUUAGCAACUGAGAAACGUUCGGUUGUUCAAUGCGACGUGGACCAAAAGCACGUAAUUAGCGUUGUUUCAGACUAAUUCUUCACACUCCUUUACAUACGUACAUAUAUACUGUGUUCGGCUAGUGAUGGGAAACAUUUUAAGGGGUAAUUCCACAAGUGGAAAUAAUGAAAAUCAAUAAUAAAAAAAUGGGUCAAGUUUUUUGUUACCUUGGCUUGUGGAAUUCCUCCUUAAAAUUUUUCUUAGUAGUCGAACGUCUUGUUUUUAGAAGAUGCAUAUACAUAUUUCCUUACUGUACAUACCAUAAUUUUAGAAAUAUUCCAUUGCAUUAAUUUGUUUUACGUACAAAAUAACGACACUUAAAAUUAGCUGCUAGUCAAAAAUAUGCCUCCUUUUAAUUAUUCUCUUCAUCAUUAUUGUGUCGGUUAAAGGUUGCGUUAUUUGUAAUUUAUGCUUCGGUCAAAUAACAAGAUUUCUAUUUAUCACUGUUGCGAAGCUUGUUAAAUGGUAUAUGUACAUAUUUUUGUAUAUAUGUAAGUAUCCGAAUGACGCGAGGUCGAGCCGGGACUGUGACACUUGCGCGUCCAUCCAAUUUUCUAUUCUCUUCAAUUUAAAAUAAGAAAAGGAAGAAAUAUUAAUGUACGCACUUCUCUUCUUAUAUCUCGUGUACUUUGAUAUCGCGUAAUGCACAAUUUACUCAUUCCUGUCGAAGCAUUUUAUAUAUUGUAUUUCCCUAUAAACAAGUCUGUAAGCGAAAUUUAUUAUUGUCAAAUAAAAUAUUUUUAUAAUUGUGUA